GCAUUAUAUGAGCAAUCUCCCAACUCAUCUCUGUUAAUACAUACUUUAUUGAGACAGUGUUAUUGAUAAAUGAGAAGUGUUUUUGGUUGGAUUUUCAACGAAGUUCAAGAUAAGAUACGAGAAAGUCUCAAUUAAAUUAAAUUGACUAAAAGAAUUGGUAAAAAUAUCGGGAUAAAAUGUUCGAGAAGAAAAUAGUGCUUAAGCAAUUUUUCAAUUGUCAGAUUCUGCGAAACGGCCAAGUUUUAAAAGAGGAUUUGUGGGUUCGUGACGGAAAGAUCAUAGACCCAGAGAAAAUAUUUUAUGAUGAAAAAGUUUUACCUGAUUUUAUGAUUGACUGUCGUAGUGCUUUGAUAUCGCCGGGAUAUAUAGAUCUCCAAGUGAAUGGUGGCCUGGGUAUAGAUUUCUCGAAUAAUAUCGACAAUGUAGAAGAAGGUGUUAGUAAAGUAGCUAAACAAUUAUUGACGCACGGAGUGACUUCAUUUUGCCCCACAGUAGUGACGUCACCGAAAGAAACUUAUAGGAAGGUUCUUCCGAAAAUCAGAAGAACCUACGGCACUACAUCGGGUGCUGCAAUUUUGGGCGUUCACGUUGAAGGACCUUUCAUAAACACAAGUAAAAAAGGAGCUCAUGAGGAAAUCUGUAUUCGCAAGUUUGACAAAGGCUUUAAAAGUGUAAUCGAUACCUACCAUACUCUAGAAAAUAUAUGUUGCAUUACUCUAGCACCUGAGAUUCCCAAUGCAUUGCCAGUAAUAAAAGAAUUACGCAAGAAGAAUAUUAUCAUUUCUGUUGGCCAUUCCGUAGCGAAUUUAAAAGAAGGAGAAAGUGCUGUUAAAUAUGGGGCCACAUUUAUCACACAUCUUUUUAACGCAAUGCUUCCAUUUCAUCACAGAGAUCCCGGAUUAGUGGGCCUUUUAACAUCCGAUCAAAUACCACCAGGACAGAUUAUUUAUUAUGGAAUUAUUGCCGAUGGAGUACAUACGCAUCCAGCUGCUUUGAGAAUCGCUCAUCGAACUCAUCCGAAAGGCUUAGUCUUGGUGACUGAUGCGAUUUCGGCUUUGGGUUUAAAAGAAGGAAUUUAUCAAUUAGGUCAACGCGAAAUUGAAGUUCGAAAUGAUAGAGCUUACAUCGCAGGAACGGAAACUCUUUGCGGCAGUAUCGCUAACAUGUCCGAAUGUGUUCGAUUUUUUAAGGAAGCAACUGAAUGUACAAUCGUUGAAGCCUUGGAGGCAGCGACUUUGCAUCCUGCCCAAGUCCUCGAAAUUCAUUCUCGGAAAGGAGUACUGAAUUUCGGAGCCGAAGCCGAUUUUAUUUUACUCAAUGAAAAACUCGAAGUUUUGUCCACGUGGAUUGCAGGAGACUGUGUUUAUGAACGUGAAUCACAUCUCUAACAAAUUAGUAUUAAGAAAAAAAAACUAAAGUGAUCUUUUUUUAUUAUAUAACUAGACUUAAGCGAGCUAAUGUAGAAGGAGAAGUUGCUCAUCUGGAGCAAAUAGCGUUCCGUCUGAAGUGCAAUUACACUACAAUGGCAUUUACUUUUCACAUUAAUCGACAAAUCAAAAGACUUAUUUUUGCAUCCCCUUUUUUAUGAAAUUACUGGUGAAAUAUUUUUAUAGCGUUUUCACAAAGUGAACAAUAAAAUCUUUCAAAUUGUGAA
Belonocnema kinseyi is the source of this 1654-nucleotide messenger RNA. RefSeq names its product N-acetylglucosamine-6-phosphate deacetylase. The record is from RefSeq and is a predicted model, not a curated record. Gene Ontology annotation, biological process: N-acetylglucosamine catabolic process. Lineage: Eukaryota; Metazoa; Arthropoda; Insecta; Hymenoptera; Cynipidae. The transcript is spliced from 7 exons. The coding region runs from base 177 to 1388 and encodes 403 amino acids. Gene Ontology annotation, molecular function: N-acetylglucosamine-6-phosphate deacetylase activity.